UUCGGCAGUCCAAUGGAAAAGUUGCGUUAUGACAGGAUCAUCGAAGCAUGCUGUCUUUGGGAAGAUUUUAAGGAGUUGCCAGCCAGGGAUACGACCAUUGUAGGCGAAAACGGAACCUCUCUAUCCGGUGGUCAAAGAGCUAGAGUUGCCCUCGCUAGAGCUUUGUAUUCCAAAUCCCCGCUACUAUUACUCGACGAUAUUUUUGCUGCACUCGACGCAAAGACAGCUGCUGGUGUUUGGAAACACUGCUUCUGCAGUGAUCUAUUGAAGGGUAGAACGACUGUGCUCGUGACCAACCUCCCCUGGAUCGCCGAGCAAGCCGAUCUCUCUGUUGUGUUAGAUAAGGGUCAGAUAGAGUCGGUUUUGCCCCAAAUUGGUGUUGUGCGCACACCAAUUGCCAUUGCCCGAGUUCUUGGAGGCGACGCAGAUGAGGAUGAAGCACAUGAUGAUACAGUGCAAGAGAUUCAACCCCAUGGCGAUGACUUGAACGACACAAACAAGAUUCUCGAGGAAAAGUACCACAGAGAUAUUGUUAGCCAGGAAAUGAAGGCUUCUGGAAAGGUUGGCCGCAUGACUUUUUUACAAUACAUGAAUUACUUCGGUCACCCUGUGUUCGUCAUUGCUUGUCUCGGGCUACUUCUUGCUACAAAUAUUUUCACCUUCCUCUCUGCUUUGUGGCUUUCUGUUUGGGUCGAGGCUUACAACCAUCAAGCUCAUGUUGAUAUCCCAUAUUAUAUGGGGAUCUUUGCUGUGCUUACGUUGCUUGAAAUCGGUAGCUACUGCUUGGCCAUCAUAAUGUUUGAGUGGGGGGCUUGGAACGCUGCAAGACGACUACACAACGACUUCAUCCGUGCCAUUAUGCGCGUUUCACUGUCGUGGUUCAAACAUAUCCCCAUUGGGCGCAUCACGAAUCGCUUCUCUAGUGACAUGGCCUCUCUCGAUGGAACGAUCAGUACUAUGCUACGCAUCAUGCUCGAUACUAUUCUCCUUAUGCUAUUCCGCAUUGGAGCGGUUAGUAGUAUCAUGCCGAUUUUCAUGAUACCAGCACUUUUCACGUGCUUGUUUGGUGUUCUUAUUGGCGAAGCUUACACCAGAACUGCUGUCGUAAUCAAACGACUAACCUCUUCAGCCCAGUCGCCCGUCUUCUCUCAGUUUGCCGAUACUCUCGCGGGUCUCCCUGUCAUUCGUGCCAGAAAUGGUAUGGCAUCAACAUUCCGAGAAGAGCUAGCUUGCAAACUGCGAACCUGGUCAGCUUCUUCGGAAGCCAGCUUCAAUGCCAAUCGAUGGGUGGCUGUACGUGUCGACCUUGUGACAGCGCUUGUCAGUCUUUCGGCCGGCAUAAUUGCAGUUUCACAGACGGGUGUUGUGGCCGCAGGACUGGUCGGUUUCUCACUCACUAAUGCCAAUGGGCUUAGCCAAACGAUUUUGCUGUUGGUACGAGCCAUGAACGAUCUUGAAGUAGAGAUGCAGAGUUUUCACCGAGUCAAAGAGUACGUCAAAUUAGAACCAGAAGAGAAAGAUGACAAAACCUACCCAGAGGAGGGCGAGUACACCGACGACAUGUCACAUGUGGUUCCCAAAUCUUGGCCCACGACUGGCGAGAUCGAGUUUCGAAACGUGACGAUUCGAUAUGACCCCGAUGGGCCCGACGUCCUCACCGACGUGAACCUCAAGUUCAAAGCUGGCGAGCGCGUGGCCGUGGUAGGACGAACAGGGUCUGGCAAGAGCACACUGGUUCUCUCCCUUUUGCGCUUUACCCAUGUGGUUUCAGGCGAGAUCCUUUAUGAUGGUGUUGACAUUACAAAAGUUCCUCGACACCGUCUCCGUGAGAGUCUUACUAUCAUUCCCCAGGAGGCAGUGCUGUUCAACGGCACUGUCGAGUCAAACUUGGACCCUGCCGGUCAAGUUCCCAAGGAGGUCCUCGAUAGAGCUCUCGAAAACUGCAAAGGCAUUGCCUCAUUCUCUCCCCAAGCUUCUGAUGAUAGCGACAACGAUGUAUCCUCAUCUGAUGACGAGCACAAUAUAGUGAACCUAGCGACAAGUGUUGACCCUCGCGGAGAGAAUUUUUCGCAUGGCCAAAGACAGGUUCUCUCGCUCUGUCGUGCGCUUAUUCGUCAGAAUAAGCUGAUGUUGCUCGAUGAAGCCACUGCAAGCAUGGACUAUGAGACUGACCGAGGCAUUCAGACCGUUCUACGGCAGGAACUUGAAGCUGCAGGGGGGGACCGCACUCUGGUAACAAUCGCACAUCGUCUACGCACGAUCAUUGACUACGAUACUGUCGUAGUCAUGAGUGCCGGACGGGUUCUCGAGUACGGUUCGCCUCGCGACUUGUACAACAGACGAGGUCAAUUCUACGACAUGAUAUACCAUAGCGGUGAAAUGGACGGGCUUGAGGCUUUACUCCAGGCAGAAAGCUGCUCUUGAAACGUUCGGCAAGGGGAUGAAGAAUUCCACACAAGAAAACAUACUCACAAAUAUGUGCGUAUGCAUGCAUGUGAUGUGGAUACUAGAACGAAUAAUGGAUAUACAGAGCGGUUUUGUAUACGACAACAUUACCUGAAUAUGACGUAUUUGAACUCCAGCUUCUUCAUUUGCUCCAUUUUUGGGGAUUUCAAGUAGGAACCCCUGAAU
Messenger RNA from Fusarium graminearum PH-1, 2631 nucleotides. RefSeq lists its product as uncharacterized. Gene Ontology annotation, cellular component: membrane; fungal-type vacuole. Gene Ontology annotation, molecular function: ATP binding; ATP hydrolysis activity; ABC-type peptide transporter activity. Lineage: Eukaryota; Fungi; Ascomycota; Sordariomycetes; Hypocreales; Nectriaceae. The transcript is spliced from 5 exons. The coding region runs from base 13 to 2424 and encodes 803 amino acids. The record is from RefSeq and is a predicted model, not a curated record. Gene Ontology annotation, biological process: transmembrane transport.